AUGGAUAAUGAGUCGGUUGUUCUCAAGAUGUUGCUCGUAGGAGAUGAGAAAUGCGGCAAGACUACUUUUCUCUCGAGGCUGAGUGCCGGCGAGGAUGUCAACCCCAUCCCGCUCCUCCGAGACAUAGACCAGCCUUUCAUAUUUGAGAUCAAGCUCUCCGGUCAAGACUACCGUCUAGAAUUUUACGACACUUCGAGUCCCGAGAAUUGGCGCUUGCUAAAUCCCGACGUCGUCACAUUGUGCUACGACAUAAGCCAACGCCUCAGCCUCAUCAAUUUGCAGCGAUAUUGGAUAGAUGAGGUGCGUAGAUCGUUUCGGAGCGAGGGCCGUGGCGACGUGCUGCCCAUCGUGGUCAUGGGUCUGAAGAGGGAUCUCCGGUCCGAGGAUGACCCCAAUGGCCUGAUCCUCCCGCAGGAAGCGUACCAGAUGUCCCAGACCAUCCGGGCAGAUCGGUACGUUGAGUGCUCUGCCGUGACAGGUGAGCUGCUCAAGCCGGCGUUUGAGGACUUGUGCAGAACAGCCGUCAAGACAACGACGGCAGCCGGCGGACAGAGUGAAGGAGGCUGCACUGUCAUCUGA
Molecule: messenger RNA, 579 nt
Organism: Geosmithia morbida
Lineage: Eukaryota; Fungi; Ascomycota; Sordariomycetes; Hypocreales; Bionectriaceae
Product: Ras-like protein family, member A
Exons: 3
Coding region: 1-579 (192 amino acids)
Biological process (GO): small GTPase-mediated signal transduction
Molecular function (GO): GTPase activity; GTP binding
Source: RefSeq, a predicted model, not a curated record